This is a messenger RNA of Sporothrix brasiliensis 5110, 1839 nucleotides long. Its product is annotated as MFS transporter, AGZA family, xanthine/uracil permease. Bases 1 to 1839 code for a protein of 612 amino acids. The transcript is spliced from 9 exons. Lineage: Eukaryota; Fungi; Ascomycota; Sordariomycetes; Ophiostomatales; Ophiostomataceae. The record is from RefSeq and is a predicted model, not a curated record. Gene Ontology annotation, biological process: transmembrane transport. Gene Ontology annotation, cellular component: plasma membrane. Gene Ontology annotation, molecular function: purine nucleobase transmembrane transporter activity.
AUGGUAUUCAGCAGGUCCUCGCGAAGGAACCCUGUCGCUCGGUUGGCAAGCAGUGCCAAAGGCUGCCUUUCCAACGUAAAUGAAGCUAUCAACCGGUCAACGUUUGGCCGCAUUUUCCGCCUGCGCGGCUCAGGACAUCCCGAAGAGAUCCGCCAUGCAAAUUUCGCGACAGAAAUCCGCGCUGGCCUUACGACCUUUGCGACAAUGGCAUACAUUGUUGCCGUGAACGCCUCGAUUCUUGUUGCAACAAACGGUACAUGUGUCUGUGAAGACCCGAACAAGGACGGAACCUGCGCAGACCCGGAGUUCCAAGUCUGCCUCAAUGAACUGCACAGGGACUUUGUGACGGCAACUGCCAUCGUCUCUGGGCUCGCUUCGAUGACCUUUGGCUUUCUCACCAACAUGCCAGUCGCUUUGGCCCCCGGAAUGGGCCUCAACGCAUACUUUACGUACCAAGUCGUGGGGGUAGGAGGGACCGGCCCCGUUCCGUACCGAAUUGCUCUGACGGCGGUUUUCGUUGAAGGAUUCAUCUUCCUCUUUCUGGCACUAACCGGCAUGCGCCAAUGGCUCAUCCGCAUCAUCCCGGGGACCCUGAAGACGGCAAGUGGUGUUGGCAUAGGCAUGUUCCUUGCCCUGAGCGGCAUGUCAUACACGUCUGGCAUCGGAAUUAUCACGGCCGGUGGCGUAGCGACACCCCUCACGAUCGGAGGCUGUCCUGUAGAAGAUCUCGAUAUCGACGGGACCUGCAUGGCAAACGGGAUGCGGAGCCCAAAGAUGUGGCUUGGCAUCGUUAGUGGACUCAUCACUGCCCUUCUCAUGGCAUUCCGUGUCAAGGCCGCCAUCAUCGUCGGUAUCGCCAUCACAACUAUUAUAUCUUGGCCCCGCAACACAUCUGUAACCUACUUCCCCUACACAGACGAAGGCGAGGCGCGAUGGGACUUCUUCAAGCAGAUUGUGGCGUUCACUCCCAUCAAGCACGUCCUUGCGGCCCAGCAGUGGGAUCUGAGCGGUGCCAACGGUGCGCACUUUGCCAUGGCCCUUUUCACUUUCCUCUACGUUGACAUUGUCGACUGUACUGCAACGCUCUACUCCAUGGCGCGCUUCAGUGGUAAGACCGGUUCCGAUGGCGACUUUCCACGCUCCACAAUUGCCUACUGCACAGAUGCGGCAUUCAUCUCAAUCGGCUCCAUUUUCGGAUGCUCCCCGUCGACUGCCUUUAUUGAGAGCGGUGCCGGUAUUACUGAAGGUGGCCGCACGGGUCUAACCGCCAUUGUGACUGGCCUCUGUUUCAUCAUAUCCGUCUUCUUUGGCCCCAUUUUCGCCUCCAUUCCGCCCUGGGCGACUGGGACAACACUGAUAUUGGUAGGUUGUCUCAUGAUCCGACAGGUGACGUUUAUCAACUGGAGCUACAUUGGUGACGCCAUCCCAUCAUUCAUCACCAUUGUGUUUAUGCCCUUUAGCUACAGCGUAGCAUACGGUCUUAUGGCUGGCCUCUUCGUCUACGUCACCCUGAACAGCCUCAUAUGGGUUGUGAUGCGGGCAACUGGUGGGACCGUCGAGCCGCGCGAGUACGAUCUCAAGGAAUAUUGGACGUGGAAGCCGGCAGGCAUGAAACCAGCCGUGUUCCGUCUAUUUACGCGAGACCGGUAUUGGGGUGACAAAGAAAGUCUGCACGAAGACGACGAUGCAUUCAUCUUCCCCGACGACAGCAACGCGCAACCACUGCACGACCUGCAGACCACGUCGGCGACUUCGCCGGCCGAAAAGAGCCCUAGUUCAAUUCAUUCCACAAUUGAGCCGCCACCUAAAGCCAUCGUUGCAAGUCACCCGCACGCGUGA